Molecule: messenger RNA, 1768 nt
Organism: Phymastichus coffea
Lineage: Eukaryota; Metazoa; Arthropoda; Insecta; Hymenoptera; Eulophidae
Gene: Ubc6
Product: ubiquitin-conjugating enzyme E2-17 kDa
Exons: 5
Coding region: 563-1018 (151 amino acids)
Biological process (GO): protein polyubiquitination; proteasome-mediated ubiquitin-dependent protein catabolic process; DNA repair
Cellular component (GO): HULC complex
Molecular function (GO): ubiquitin conjugating enzyme activity
Source: RefSeq, a predicted model, not a curated record
ACAGGGCGGCCUUCGCCAACAGCAGCGGUAGCAGCAGCCAGACACACUGACAAAAGGCUCGGGUUCUCGUAGAGUUGCGGACGACGACGGGCAGUAACUGCACCAUUCUCCCUUUCUCGUCUUGGAAUAAGCCUUCAAAAUUCACCAGUGUCUCGCGAGAGUAACAAGGCCACCGAGUAACCCGUCGUGUGUGCAGCAUACGUGCUCCGUCUUCUCCGCGAACUCCUAGUGCGCAGUCGAGUUCGCGCAGCGUAUCGCCCGUCUCCAAAGAAGACUGAUUCAUCCUCCACAACUUUUUCUCCUAAUCUCUCUCACUAAUUCUUUUGAGCUGCUUGGAUACCUGUUUGCUUGUCUGCGUUUUUGCGCACAUCAUACACAGCACCCGAAGGACGUUCUUUACGCCAGAGUGAGUGACGAGGACGAGAAAUCAGAAAAAAGGGGACAGCAGUGCGUGAGAGUGCACGCGAGAGCUCUGUGUAUUCGUGAGCGCGCUCUCUAACAGCCGAACUUUUGGCUGCUAAACCUAUACGUCUUCGUCCUCGUCGUCGUUAAGUGCCGAGGAAUGUCGACCCCAGCCAGAAGGCGACUCAUGCGAGACUUUAAGAGGCUACAGGAAGAUCCACCCACUGGAGUCUCCGGUGCACCCACUGAUAACAAUAUUAUGAUAUGGAAUGCUGUUAUAUUUGGACCACAUGACACUCCCUUUGAAGAUGGCACCUUCAAACUCACAAUAGAAUUCACAGAGGAAUAUCCUAAUAAGCCACCAACAGUGAGAUUUGUUAGUAAGAUGUUUCAUCCAAAUGUCUACGCAGAUGGUGGAAUCUGUCUGGACAUUCUGCAAAAUCGUUGGAGUCCUACUUAUGAUGUCUCUGCAAUUUUGACAUCUAUACAGUCGCUGUUAAGUGACCCAAACCCAAAUUCACCCGCCAACUCAAUGGCGGCACAACUGUACAAAGAGAACCGACGCGAGUACGAGAAGCGAGUGAAGGCUUGUGUGGAGCAGAGUUUUGUGGAUUAGUUGGAGGCAAGAGCUCGUCGCUGUCGGAGCAGCAACUUAAGGUUUUGUCAGUAUACCGUAUCCUUAACGGCAGUUGACAACAGCUACAGCACCAGUUGCUACACAAGGCGUGUUGAGGACGAGAGGAGAGCUAACGUGCCACGCUAUUGAAUUGGAGCUAUUGCCUUUGUGCUUUAGUUUUUUUAUAAGCAUUUCAACUCCCCAAGUCUCUGAUUCGAUCACACAAAUUGUACUCUCUCUCUCCCUCUUUUUUACACACCAAACAAAACAACCAUGAACUUUAUACUUAAUUGGGUAGUUCUUGUUUUCUGUUUACUAUGAAUGUAUUCUAGAUUAUCUAUUGUUUUUAUUUCUCUUUUUUUUUAAACACAAAAGUUUAGUAUCGAUACACGCAAAUUUGUGCAUAAAAUAAUUUUAUUCUAUGUCCCUUUGAAAAAUUGUAUUAUCAACUUUAAAUUAAUAAAUACAGGCAAUAAUUAUAAAUAGAAUAUUAUUUCAAAUUUGAGCAUGCGAUAGUAACAAGUCGGAUUUGUGAUUGAUUUUAACGCGAACUUCAUCAUGAGUGUCAAUCUGCAGGUAAAUAAUGUUUUUAUGUGACUUUUUUGAUACUUGGAAUUUUUGAUUGUAAAAAUUGUAUAUACAUAUUUAUUUUGUAUUUUGGUGCUGAAUUGGAAGCUAAGACGCAUACAUUUUUCAUGAAAUAAGGACUACCCCAAAACUUAUACGAAUAUGCAGCUAUAUAAGAUCAAA